This is a messenger RNA of Larimichthys crocea (large yellow croaker), 2916 nucleotides long. It is a transcript of the gene myadmb, whose product is annotated as myeloid associated differentiation marker b. The coding region runs from base 309 to 1190 and encodes 293 amino acids. NCBI's taxonomy places the organism in Eukaryota, Metazoa, Chordata, Actinopteri, Sciaenidae. Gene Ontology annotation, cellular component: membrane. The record is from RefSeq and is a predicted model, not a curated record. The transcript has 2 exons.
GAGGAGGAGGAGGUGCAGAGUUCAUACAGAUGUGAAUAACGGUGCAGACAUUCGAUGCCUAAUUUGGUUUGCUGGGCGGGGGAGCCGCUCCUCCUCUGAGCUGCACCAAGUUAAGUCCGAGAGCUGAAGGAGUUUCCAAUCUACGAUUGUCUGGAUGUCCUGCAGAACAGACACCAUCCACAGCCAAGAAACACCAGAAAGAGAGAGAGAGUUUCUCCACCUUCUCUGAGUUGCUGAUCUGAGGAAGUGAUUCCCAAAAUUCACAAGAGCUUCAGCUUCUCUCAUCACCUACACCUACAUCUCGCAUCAUGGCUAUAGUCGUCCACUCCAGCCCCCUCCUAUGGACACGGCUGGCAGCCAUGGUGUUCGCCUGCGUGGCCUUCUCCGUGGCCGUGCAUGGUGCCCAACUCACACACGGCACCGUAGACUGGUGCAUCUUCUGCUGGGCCUUCAGUUUUGCCGGGACUCUUCUCGUCAUCCUGAUUGAGCUGUUCGGCCUCCAGACCAGAGCCCCGGUUUCCUGGAAGAACUUCCCCAUCACCUUCGCCUGCUACGCCGCCCUGCUCUGCCUGUCCGCCUCUAUCAUCUUCCCCAUCUACUACCUCAAGGGCUCUGCAUCCCAAAAUAAAGUCCAGAACUACCGCAUCGUGUCAACCGUCUUCUCCUGCUUGGCUACCAUCGCCUACAUGAGUGAGGUGAGCAUCAGCAAGGCACGUCCAGGAGAGGUGGCCGGCUACAUGGCCACAGCCCCUGGCCUCCUGAAAGUCUGCGAGACCUUUGUGGCCUGCAUCAUCUUUGUCUUCAUCAGCGACCCCGUGCUGUACGACCGUCACGAGGCAUACAAGUACUGCAUGGCCGUCUACUGCAUCUGCUUCAUCCUGUCGGCGGCCAUCAUCCUGCUCUGUAUCGGCGAGUGCACCGGCUGCCUGCCCUUCCCGUUUGCUCGCUUCCUGUCGGCUUACGCCCUGCUGGCUGUGGUCCUUUAUUUGUCAGCAACCAUUAUCUGGCCCAUCUUCAACUUUGACCCCAAGAACGGCGGAACAAAAGACAGGCCCUCCAACUGCAGCAACGCGAUAGGGCUGUGUAUGUGGGAUAAGGCCAUGACAGUCGCUGUGUUCACAGGUGUCAACUUCAUCCUAUACCUGGCCGACCUGAUCUACUCCACCCGCCUGGUGUUUGUCAGCGCUUGAGUGAAGAGAAAGGGUGUUAGUCCAGCAGUAUGCUCCAAAUAAAAUUGAAUUUGGCAUGUUCUCAAAGGCUGAAAGGUUGAACUGAUGUCAAAUCCAGUGCUGUGAGAAAAUGCUCUGCUCUGUUUGUUUAAUGGCAUUUUGCAUCAGUCGGAGGAGCUUGUGGGUCAUAAUGGGAGCAGGCUGUAGAGUUAAACCAUAACUGGUAUAGAUUAUUGAAAUCAAUAAAUCUAGUGCGACUCCAUUUGUUGUUUGAAAUUUGCUCCGGAAAUUAAAAGAUUUGAUUUUACUGUAGUUCUGCUAGAACAACAUAGUAAGAAGUAGGAAAUGCCCAAAGUACUUCUGUAAUGCUUGACCCAGGAUGUACUGUAGAUAAUGUAUCAGGGGCAGUGAACAUGGACAUGGCCUUUUAAAGAAAUUAACAAGUUCAGCUGCCCAAACUGGGUUUUCUCAAACAAAAAUCUUGUGGUUCUUUUGGCCCCCGCACUCACAGUUUUGCCUCUUGCAAACCUGCCAAAUUUGAUUUUGUGCAAAGUAUACUGCCAACUCGAGGACUGUACAAGGAGAGAGAGCGAGAGGAGAGGUUGAGGUCAACAGCUAUGUUUACAUGUACAACAAUAUUCCUUCAAUAUAAAUUACUGAGGCUUUCUGUUCAUGUGUUGGAGCAAGUUAAUGUCAAACCAUUGCUCCCAGUGACCUGGAAAGACUCACUCAUCUUGAUUAUGAGAGACCUGAAUGUGAUUGCUGGGACAUGUUGAUAUUACCCAAGAGAUCUUUUUAUCAGUUUUAAUGGCAGAUCAUCGCUCUCUGUAAACAAACACAAGAUUAUCUCAUGUGAACUGGACGUGAGUAAGAUAUUAAAAAAUUCUUUUCUGAACAAGACUCUAACAUCCAAAAUACUGUGUGCAUGUAAACAUAGUCUGUGAUGACAAAUGAAGAAAAGAUAAUGGCGGCUUAUUGUUUUUUUUUUUGUUAGAUUAUUUUUUUUUGUAUAAUGUACAUUGUCAAUGCUCUGCCUUAAGUUUGUUUUUCAAUUUGAUUUCAGGUAUAAAAAAGACAGUGUUUCUGUUUUUUAACAGCUAGAGGACAAAAUGUAUAAAAGUAAUGAAUAUUAGCUGUAAGGAGCCAAGGUUAAGUUAACGGGAGGAAAUAUUUGAAUGCUAGAAAUUUGGUUAAAAGUUCAAUUUCUGUUGUGUUUCCCAGCAGUAUGCAGAGCAGCUAAUCAGACGGCAUCAUUUGACUCUUUUACACGGCUCCAGUGUUUUUAAGACUUGAAGUAGUGCGACAUAGCUUACGAUGAAUGCUAGGCUGGCUUUUUUGCUCUCGUUAUGAUAUAUAUGUGUAACUGUAUCCGCAAGCUACAAUCAAGAAUAUAAAUGUGGAAAGAAUAUAUGCAAGAUUGUGGAUUUAAAAAAAAAACCCAAACAAGCAAAGUAUGUUAAAAGUGCACUUAAUAUUAGUAUUUCCUAUGUUCCUGGUGUCUCCAAAUAGAAAUGCAUCUAACACUCCAAACUAAAUUGAUCCUGUUGAUUCGGUUUAUUGGUUUUGUACUGCUGUAAUAAAUACUCAGAGAAGGAGACCCCCCCCCCCCAAAAAAAAUAAUAAUAAGAUGCUCCUCUCUCUCUAGAUGUUGUUAGUGUUAUAUUCUGCAACUUUUUUAUAUCCCACUGUUCAUGUUUCUAUCGUGUAUUCCACAUCAGCGUUUCAAUAAAACCAUAUGGUAAACAGA